Messenger RNA from Nicotiana attenuata, 843 nucleotides. RefSeq lists its product as uncharacterized. Lineage: Eukaryota; Viridiplantae; Streptophyta; Magnoliopsida; Solanales; Solanaceae. Bases 1 to 843 code for a protein of 280 amino acids. The record is from RefSeq and is a predicted model, not a curated record. The transcript is spliced from 2 exons.
AUGUCAAACUCCCAAGUAGUACCCACACUCAACGACAACGGGCUUGGUCUUCAUGGCGAGAACGCAAAAAAUAGCCGAUCAAAGGGUGCCAUGAUAUGGUACCAUAAUUUGCCACCUAAUUCUAUUGAUUCAUUUUCUAUGCUUGCCGAUUCUUUUGUGAAGGCGCACGCUGGAGCCAUUAAGGUUGCAACUAGAAAGUCGGACCUAUUCAAGGUAAGGCAAAAUGACAAAGAGAUGCUCGGGGAAUUCAUAUCUCGAUUUCAAAUGGAACGGAUGGAUUUUCCACCGGUCACCGACAAUUGGGAUGUUCAAGCCUUCACUCAAGGUCUCAACGAACGGAGUUUCAUAGCUACGCCCGUAGAUAGAGUUAAAAGGAAUGUCGAUCGAGAACCACGAUCGAACAGAGACCGAUAUCAGCCAUAUGGGAGAGAUCAGAGAAAUAACGAGUUUGGACACAACCUCGUUUGGAAUGAUAGAAGGAAUGAUCGGGGACAAAGCUCCCGAGGUCUCGUGAGCAAGAGUGGUUUCAAUAGGGAUGCCGGGUCCAACGAAUCACCUCAACUGUCAGAAUAUAACUUCAGCAUAGAUGUUUCCGCCAUAGUAUCGGCCAUUGGGCGUAUCAAAGAUACCAGGUGGCCUCGACCUCUGAAGACCGAUACGGCCCAAAGAAACCCAAACAAAAUAUGCAAGUAUCAUGGCACCCAUGACCAUAAAAUAGAAGAUUACAGACAACUAAGGGAGGAAGUAGCCCGGUUGUUCAAUGAGGGGAACCUUCGAGAAUUCUUAAGUGAUCGGGCCAAGAACCACUUCAAAAACAGAGAUUCAAACAGACAGAACGAGUAA